Messenger RNA from Stegastes partitus (bicolor damselfish), 2386 nucleotides. RefSeq names its product component of oligomeric golgi complex 8 (gene cog8). The record is from RefSeq and is a predicted model, not a curated record. The transcript is spliced from 5 exons. Gene Ontology annotation, biological process: intra-Golgi vesicle-mediated transport. Gene Ontology annotation, cellular component: COG complex. NCBI's taxonomy places the organism in Eukaryota, Metazoa, Chordata, Actinopteri, Pomacentridae. Bases 286 to 2076 code for a protein of 596 amino acids.
UUAAAAUGAACACGAAUCGAUGAAAAGUCUGUAAUAAUCUGGACAGAUUUCUGAAGCGUUACUGUGCAGUUCUGGUUCCGUCCUGCGGGGGCAGCAGACAGCCCUCCGCCCGUGUGUCUGCUGGAGAUCUGUAGGAGAAGAAGAAGAACCAGGAAGUGGUUGUCAACAGUCCGGCUGGCAGCUCCGGGAACCUGCUUCCAGUCACAACACUGGACCGUUUUAUUCCGGUUUCUGUGUGAACCGUGAAUCACUGUAAACCGGAGUGAAGCCGACGGUCGGUCCAACAUGGCGGCGGUGGACGUGGAGGACGAGAGCAUCCUUGCGUCCAUCUUUAAGGACAGCUUCCCGGACAGCUGGAGGGACAACCCGGACUUCGCGGCCUACCUGUCCGAGCUGAGCUCCUUCGGGGUGGAGAAGCUGAGCCGGGAGCCGGAGCGGCUGGCGGAGGAGCGGGCUCAGAUCCUGCAGCAGACCCGGGAGCUGGCCUUCUCCAACUACCAGACCUUCAUCCGCACCGCCGACUGCACCGAGCACAUCUACCGGGACUUCGGCCGGGUGGAGAGCAGCGUGUCCCGGCUGCUCGACAAGCUGCCCGGCUUCGGAGAGAAGUGCAGGGGCUUCAUGAAGGAGGCCGAGGAGAUCGGAGCGAGCCGCCGCAUGAACAGUCUCACGCUGAACCGACACACGGAGAUCCUGGAGAUCCUGGAGAUCCCUCAGCUCAUGGACACCUGCGUCCGCAACGGCUACUACGAGGAGGCUCUGGAGCUGGCAGCGUACGUCAAGAGGCUGGAGAAGAAGCACUCGGCGCUGCCCGUCAUCCAGGGAAUCGUGCGUGAAGUCCGUCAGUCGACUCAGCUGAUGCUCAACCAGCUGCUGCAGCAGCUGCGCAGCAACUCCCAGCUUCCUGUCUGCCUGCGCGUGAUUGGCUACCUGCGGCGGAUGGAUGUGUUCACGGAGGCGGAGCUUCGGGUGAAGUUCCUGCAGGCUCGCGGUACCUGGCUGACCUCCAUCCUCGCCGCCAUCCCCGAGGACGACGCCUACUUCCACAUCACCAAAACCAUCGAGGCGUGCCGGGUUCACUUGUUUGACAUCAUCACGCAGUACCGGGCCAUCUUCUCCGACGAGGACCCGCUGGUGCCCCCUGCGGGCGGCCAGGUGAACGAGGGCGCCAUCUUCCACGGCUGGGUGGUGCAGAAGGUGGCUGAGUUCCUGCAGACGCUGGACCGCGACCUGCAGCGCGGUGUGGGCGGCCGCCUCGACUCGCUGCUGGGUCAGUGCAUGUACUUCGGGCUGUCCUUCAGCCGGGUCGGCGCCGACUUCCGCGGGCAGCUGGCGCCGAUGUUCCAGCAGGUGGCGGCGGAGACGUUCCGCCGGGCGGUCCAGGAGGCCGUGGACAAGUUCCAGGAGGACAUGAACCUGUACACGCUGAUCGCGCUGCCCUCGGUUCUGGGCGGAACCAUCCCCCCCGUGGCACCGAGCUCCCAGCCCGGCACCCUGCAGCCGCCAAUGGCGCUGCUGGACUUCCAGCCGCUCGCCUGCUUCCUCAACAACAUCCUGAGCGCCUUCAACGACCUGCGGCUCUGCUGCCCCGUCGGACUGGCCAAGGAUGUGUCCGAGUGUCUGGAGGACGCCCUGAAGAUGGUGACCCGGCAGAUCCUGGUGUUCCACCGGGCCGAGGAGUCGGCCUUCAGCAGCAGAGAGAAGGAGCUCUUCGUCCAGUUCUGCUGCUCGUAUGCCGAAGACCUGCUGCCGUUCCUGAACCGCUGCCUGCAGGUUCUGUUUCCUCCAGCACAGCUCGCACUCAUCCUGGGUGUUCCUGCGACUCACCUGCACAGGUACGGAGGUCUCGGCUGCGUCGACGUCGCCGCCAUCCUGGAGCCUCUGGACUUUGUUCUUCCUGAGAAGGAAACUUUAGCGCUGGUGCCGGAGGUCGACGUCGCGGCAGAACUGAGCAGCUUGACGUUUGAUACACAAAUUGAAGAACCAGAACCGACCCGGUCCGAUGCCAGAGACUCUGGAGGCGAAGCGACAGAGCCGAAGGAGGAGAUUCAGGACGAAGAGUUUUCUUUGGAGUGAAAGAAGCUUCGUUUGGAACCAGAACAUCUGAAGUUAAAACGUUUCUGUAAAGUCUGUGACGGGUUCGUUCAGAACCGCCGUCUCCCGUCUGAUCAUUUGUGUUAAAGGAGACGAAGCCGGUCAUGAAUCUGUUAAAGAGAAAACUGUCAGCAGGAGAGACUCAAAGACAGAAAACUGAGGAUCAGUUAAAUCGCUUCAAUAAACAUGAAACGUUUCCCAGACAGAAGAAGUUCUGUUGGCAUCAGAACCAGAACAUCUCUGAUCAUUGAUUAAUCUGAAUCAUUUUAAAUAAAAACAGUCUGAACUCUGA